Acanthochromis polyacanthus (spiny chromis) is the source of this 2286-nucleotide messenger RNA. RefSeq names its product G patch domain and ankyrin repeats 1 (gene gpank1). NCBI's taxonomy places the organism in Eukaryota, Metazoa, Chordata, Actinopteri, Pomacentridae. Gene Ontology annotation, molecular function: nucleic acid binding; protein binding. Bases 730 to 1836 code for a protein of 368 amino acids. The transcript is spliced from 4 exons. The record is from RefSeq and is a predicted model, not a curated record.
CUCACACUGACGUCUGUACACCUAUGACCGCCGAUGAAUAUAGUAAAGUCACAGGCCGUGUUAAGUGACUACGGAAAAAAUAGGCAGUUGCUCGAGGCAUCUGUACAUACACCCAAGGCCUGUCAGAAAUACGACGUAUGGUCCAGUCCGUUGGGUGGCAGCAGUCACCGUUAGCCGCGUCCGACUGGUGACUGUUUUCCGCCGGAAGAAGCAGGACAACAUUAGCUUGAAAGAUUUAGCGAUUGUUAAUACUUUUAAAGAUCGGUGUUUCCAGGUGGGACCUUGUCUCCAUGCGGACGACACUUUGAAGUAACGUCGGUAAUAUUACCGGACUGAAUACUUGAAGUCUUAUUGUCCAGCUUUAAGGUGUCGUAAUGCUAAUGUUAGCCAAUACUCAGUGGUUAGCUAACAGCUAGCUAUCUUACGUCUUUGCUCAACUUUUGUGUUUUCCCGAUAAACAGGCAUGCUGUAGGUUGUAUUUUGUCAAGUACAGUUUGUUGAUCCACCUAACACACCUAUCUAAUACAUUAACAGUAUUAUAGUGUCGCCUAAUGUUUUGUAGAGACAUUGUGAACUAAAAAGUAAAAGCAAACACCCGACUUAGCUUGAUGCUAAGAUGCUGCAGCAAGACAGUUGAAGCGCCCAUACUUACAUAUACAAUAGGACCCCGACUUUGAGUGAAAUAUCAGUAAACUUGAAACCUGUAAUAGCAGAAAUUAGUCACUCCUUAUGGCUGCUUUUGGCUUUACUCCUGCCAGCCAGCAGGAUGUUUUCAGCAUUGAAACAGGACAAUCCAGCUCUAAAACAGUCAGUGUGCUUAGUGGAGAAGAGGCCAGGCAGUUCUAUGAAAACCUAAUUAACGAUGGCACAAGGCAAGAUGGAUCAAGGAGGGCAAAUAGCAAGAAGAAUGGCAGAGAACAUCACAUGAGACAAAAGAACAGAGAGUCCAGUAGAAGACUGAGGAGGAGAGUCCGUGCUGCUGGAGCUCAGCAGAGUCCAACUGAUUCUGAAGUGCACAGAGGAAUUAGAGGUGAAGGUGAAGACGACCAAAGAAGAGACACAAGCACCUCAGAGAGAUCUGCAGAACUAAAGGGACUCCGGCUGUUGCGCUGUGCCCACGAAGGUGACGUCUCUGGCAUCAAAGAGCUGGUCACAAAGGGAGUCGAUAUCAACUUUCAGGAUACUUUCUUCUGGACGGCUGUGAUGUGUGCCAGCUGGUCAGGACAAAAAACUGCAUUGAGUUUCUUGCUAGACCAUGGAGCCGCCUGGGUUGGAGUGGUUGAUACACAAGGCAGGGAUGCCAAAGACCUAGCACAAGAAGGCCACAGUGAGGUGUUGGAGGAGUUGUUGAACUAUGGGAGAAGUACACAGAGAGAAACACAAUCUAAUAGCAGAAACCUCCAGCCUCAGUGGUGUGAAAUAUGUCGUAGUGACUACCGCAGCAGUUUUUCAUCUCAUCUCUCCUCCACUCUGCAUCAGUUCAGUCUGCGGCGUCCUCCCCCCGCCCCCUACUACUGCCUCCCGCCCUCCAGCAACAGCUACAAGAUGAUGGUUCGUUGCGGAUGGAAACCAGGAACCGGACUGGGGCCCGAGGGAGAGGGGCCGAAGCAGCCAGUGCCCACUGUGUUGAAGAGGGACCAGAAAGGUCUGGGCUACGGACAGAUGACACGAGCUAAAGUUACUCACUUCAAAGCAAGGGAUGGUGACGCUGUGAAACCACUGCCCAGGGAGAACGAGGAGAGGGGACGGAGAGAACAGAAGAAGGAAGAAACCAAGAAAAAAGAGCAAAAAGAUAAAAACUGGGAAAGAGAUUUUCGUACCUCUUUUUAUCUUUGACACCUUCCCUGUCCCUCAGACUCACUGUAUGUCAGCAAGAGAUAAGAUUAGAACACAAGUUGAACUGUCAAGAUAUAUUUGGAGGUGUUUUCCGUAUAAUUUUAACAUUAAUGCCGCGACUCCACCUCAGAGCCGCUGACGUUGUGUCAAUUUACGGAUUUAACUGUGCCAGACCUGCAGGUUGUGCAAUGACCAAAUGUGGCAAAAGUGAUUGAUUUCACCUUUAUGCUGAGUGUGUUUUCUGUCUGAUUGAUGCUCAGUGCUGACCAACUAAGACAACCUCAAACAAGUUCAUAAUUAGUUUUUAUUUGUGUUUAUCAAAACAUACACAAAACUUUCUGAUCUAACGAACAUCAUUGAGAACGCUGGUUGUUGUUUCUUCAUUCAAGAGCCUUAAUGAAAUUUUUGUAUGGUAUUAAAAUAAAGACAAUUUAUACGAUUUUGAAGAUA